Molecule: messenger RNA, 1260 nt
Organism: Actinia tenebrosa (Australian red waratah sea anemone)
Lineage: Eukaryota; Metazoa; Cnidaria; Anthozoa; Actiniaria; Actiniidae
Biological process (GO): protection from non-homologous end joining at telomere
Cellular component (GO): nucleus; chromosome, telomeric region
Molecular function (GO): telomeric repeat DNA binding
Source: RefSeq, a predicted model, not a curated record
UAACGCCUGAAGAUAGUUCAAGCCCGCGAUGCUAACUGCUACCAUAGUUCCCAGUCCCUCUCGUCCCAGCCAGGGAAGGUUUCAAAAUGGCGGAAGAGGGUUCAUCAUCUGAAGUCGAUGUCUUGGAGAGUCUAAAAUCAGAGCUAAUACUAGACUACUGCUCUUAUAAACUAUGGAAUGAGUUCAAGAGAAGUUCACAGAUGACCAAAGGCUUGUUAAAAAUCCUUAAAGAUGUUUAUAUAUGCAAGGAAAAUAAUAUAUUUGAUGAAGAACUCAAGAAUAAGUUAAACUGCACAAGAUUCAUAUGUGGUUUGUCUGAGGCCAGAGUCCUUACAGAUGACGGCAAUGUUAAAUAUAAGGAUCUACAUCCAAACUGUCUGUCACAUGCAGAGGAUGUGUUGAAGAUGUAUCCCUUCUCGGCAUCGGAGCAAUCUCAUUUUAGGAAUAUGAUGAAAUUACAGCUCAUCGUAUCAUCAUACAGAGCUGGCAAACUAAGCAGAGCAAGGAAGAUUUUCCUACAGCUGUACCCCGAAACAACUGAAGCCGAUGAAGAAUAUCAAGAUGAGAUUCAAGAGCUUCUUGAUUCUGAAAAUGAAACCUUGAAACAAAAAAUUUUGCUUCGAUUCUCUUAUGAGAAAUUUCUGAGAAAUGUUUGUGAUUUUCUCACUCCUCUGUGGGAAAAAUAUGACAUACCUCUUCUUGAAAAGUUUAAAGGUGAAUUGAGUAAAGUGGACGAUGGAAGAAUCCCUGGGUUUUUCCUCAAAGCAUAUCAUGACUGUAGUGUCUUUAAGAAUGAAGAUUGUGAGGCAUCCUGGCAAUCUAUCAUUAAUGAAACUCACCCAGAUAUAAAAGCAUUUAAAAAGAAACUAAAGAACAAAAAAGAAACUACUACAGACAGUGCAAGUGAAAACAGGAAGAGUGCAAUGGAUCAUGAUAGGUCACUAUCUUCUGAUGUCGACGAGGAGAUCAUGAAAUCCAGACAAAUAAUUAUUAAGCUGACCAAAUCAUCUAAGCAGCUCAAUGAGUUCGUAAAGAAAAGAAACCAAAGAUCUGCUGCCAAUGAAGGCAGCGACGAUGAAGAUGAUGAUGAUGUUACUGAUGAUAAUGAAAAUAUUAGGAAACAAUCCCCUGCCAAGGAAAGCACCAAGAACAAAAGUCCCAUGAAGCGGAGCCCUUUGAAAAGACGAUGGAAUGACCAUCAAAAAGAUGCAGAAGUCAUUGAAUGGUCUCUGUCCGAAGAUGAAGAACAUCAAACUAUCU